Messenger RNA from Alexandromys fortis (reed vole), 7536 nucleotides. It is a transcript of the gene Adamtsl3, whose product is annotated as ADAMTS like 3. NCBI's taxonomy places the organism in Eukaryota, Metazoa, Chordata, Mammalia, Rodentia, Cricetidae. Bases 108 to 5216 code for a protein of 1702 amino acids. The record is from RefSeq and is a predicted model, not a curated record. Gene Ontology annotation, cellular component: extracellular matrix. Gene Ontology annotation, biological process: extracellular matrix organization. The transcript has 30 exons.
UCUGCCUCGGCAUCGCGCAUCCCCGCCGCGGCACCCAGAGACGCUGCUGCGGCGCCGGGUUGGGAGAAGGGACACCCUCGGAGAUCCAGGGACAGGUCUCUCCUAGGAUGGCAGUGAGGGAGGCUUCUAAGAUAUUGGACCCUAUGACUUCCUGGACAGGAUCCCGGUGGCUGCUGGCGUGGGUGAUCGUUAUGUUCCCCGGUCAUCUGCAGGCCACAGCAGAGAAGUCUCCUGGAGCCUACUUCCUUCCCGAGUUUGCGCUGUCUCCUCAGGGAAGCUUCCUUGAAGACACCACGGGGGAGCAGUUCCUCACUUAUCGCUAUGAUGACCAGACCUCAAGGAACACUCAUUCCGAGGAAGACAAAGAUGGCAACUGGGAUGCUUGGGGCGACUGGAGCGACUGUUCCCGGACCUGUGGCGGAGGAGCUUCCUAUUCCCUGCGGAGGUGUCUGACGGGAAGAAACUGCGAAGGACAGAACAUCAGAUACAAGACAUGCAGCAAUCACGACUGCCCAGCAGACUCGGAAGACUUCAGAGCCCAGCAGUGCUCAGCCUACAACGACGUGCAGUACCAGGGCCACUAUUAUGAGUGGAUUCCACUAUACAAUGACCCUGCUGCCCCGUGCGCGCUCAAAUGUCAUGCUCAGGGACAGAGCUUGGUGGUGGAGCUGGCACCCAAGGUGCUGGAUGGAACUCGCUGCAACGCGGACUCACUGGAUAUGUGCAUAAGUGGCAUCUGCCAGAUGGUGGGCUGCGACCGACAGCUGGGAAGUACCGCCAAGGAAGACAACUGUGGAGUCUGUGCGGGAGACGGCUCCACCUGCAGGCUGGUGCGGGGCCAGGCCAAGAUGCACCUGGCUCCAGACAAAAAAGAAGAAAACGUGAUCGCUGUUCCUUUGGGCAGUCGAAGCGUGCGAAUUACUGUGAAAGGACCUGCCCGUCUCUUUAUUGAGUCAAAAACCCUCCAAGGAAACAGAGGAGAACACAGCUUCAACACCCCCGGGGUUUUUGUUGUCGAAAACACGACGAUAGAGUUUCAGAAGGGUGCGGACAGACAGACCUUCAAGACUCCCGGACCCCUGAUGGCCGAUUUCAUCUUCAAGACCAGGUACACUGCGGCCAAAGGCAGCGUGGUCCAGUUCUUCUUUUACCAGCCCAUCAGCCACCAGUGGAGACAGACUGACUUCUUUCCCUGCACCGUGACUUGUGGAGGAGGUUAUCAGCUCAACUCAGCCGAAUGCAUGGACAUCCGCUUGAAAAGGGUCGUGCCUGACCACUACUGCCACUACUACCCAGAAAAUGUGAAGCCCAAACCGAAGCUGAAGGAAUGCGGCAUGGACCCGUGCCCGUCAAGUGAUGGAUUUAAAGAGAUCAUGCCCUAUGACCACUUCCAACCUCUUCCCCGCUGGGAACAUAAUCCUUGGACGGCGUGUUCAGUGUCCUGUGGAGGAGGCAUCCAGAGACGGAGCUUCGUGUGCGUGGAGGAAUCCAUGCAUGCAGAGAUCCUACAAGUAGAAGAAUGGAAGUGCAUGUAUGCACCCAAGCCCAAAGUGAUGCAGACGUGCAACCUGUUUGAUUGCCCCAAGUGGGUGGCCAUGGAGUGGUCUCAGUGCACAGUGACUUGCGGCCGAGGCUUGCGCUACCGAGUGGUUCUGUGUAUCAACCAUCGUGGGCAGCAUGUCGGGGGCUGCAACCCACAGAUGAAGCUACACAUCAAGGAGGAGUGCGUCAUCCCCAUCCCGUGCUACAAGCCUAAAGAAAAAAGCCCAGUGGAAGCUAAAUUACCUUGGCUGAAACAAGCACAAGAGUUGGAAGAGACCAGAAUAGCCACAGAGGAACCCAAGUUCAUCCCAGAACCCUGGUCAGCCUGCAGCACCACGUGUGGGCCGGGCAUUCAGGUGCGUGAGGUGAGGUGUCGGGUGCUCCUCACAUUCACAGAGACGGAGACCGAGCUCCCGGAGGAGGAGUGUGAAGGCCCCAAGCCACCCACCGAGCAACGCUGCCUCCUUGAAGCCUGUGACCAGAGUCCUGUAUCGCGAGAGCUGGGUGGCCCCCUCCAGGAAAAGGACAGUGAGAUGACCUACGACUGGGAGUAUGCUGGCUUUACGCCCUGCACUGCGACGUGCUUGGGAGGCCAUCAAGAAGCCAUUGCCGUGUGCUUACAUAUCCAGUCGCAGCAGAUCGUCAACGACAGCCUGUGUGACAUCGUUCACCGCCCCCCAGCGAUGAGUCAGGCCUGUAACACGGAGCCCUGCCCGCCCAGAUGGCACGUGGGCUCUUGGGGACCUUGCUCAGCUACCUGUGGCGUUGGAAUUCAGACCCGAGAUGUACACUGCCUGCACCCUGAGGACUCCGCAGCCCCUCUGGAGGAAUGCCGAGAUGAGAAACCUCACGCCUUACGCGCAUGCAGUCAGUUCGAUUGCCCGCCUGGCUGGCACAUUGAAGAGUGGCAGCAGUGUUCCAGGACGUGCGGCGGGGGGACGCAGAACCGGAGAGUCGCCUGUCGACAGCUGCUAACGGACGGAAGCUUCUUGAGUUUGUCAGACGAGUUGUGCCAGGGGCCCAAGGCCUCCUCUCGUAAGUCCUGCGCCAGGACGGACUGCCCUCCACAGCUGACUGCAGGAGACUGGUCAAAGUGCUCCGUCACUUGUGGCGUUGGAUUCCAGAGACGAAAGCAGGUGUGUCAAAGGCUGACUGCCAAGGGCCGACGUGUCCCUCUCAGUGAGACGCUCUGCAGGGGCCUGCCGGGGCUCCCCCUCGUGAGAACUUGCCAGAUGCCAGUGUGCAGCAAAGUGAAAGUUGGGACAAAGUCACGACACAGAGAGCAGGGCCCCCAGAUUCUCGGUGUCCGGAGAGUCUAUAUUCAGACGAGGGAGGAGAAGCGGAUCAACUUGACCAUCGGCAGUAGAGCCUACUUGCUGCUCAACACAUCUGUGCUCAUCAAAUGCCCAGUAAGACGCUUCCAGAAAUCUCUGAUCCAGUGGGAGAAGGACGGGCAUUGUCUGCAGAACUCCAAGCAGCUUGGCAUCACCAAGUCGGGCUCCCUGAAAAUCCACAGUCUUGCAGCCCCUGACAUUGGCGUGUACAGGUGCAUCGCAGGCUCCGCGCAGGACACGGUUGUCCUCAAGCUCAUCGGGACCGACAACAGACUCAUUGCACACCCAUCCCUCAGAGAGCACACGCGGGGCCGCUCUGGGGUGGACCGCGAGGAAGCCAAUAGUUUGGGAGCCACGUGGCAUAAAAUGCGUCAGAUGUGGAACAGCAAAAAUGAGCUUGACCUGCACGAUGGGGAAAUGGACAACCAGCCGUUCUUGAGAGCUCUGUUCGGGCCAUGCAGGACCUCUGCGGGGAGCAGCAACUCCUGGGAGCUUAAGAACAAGCAGUUUGAGGCAGCUAUGAAACAGGGAGCGUACAGCAUGGACGCAGCCCAGUUUGAUGAGCUAAUAAGAAACAUGAGCCAGCUUAUGGAGACGGGAGAGGCCAACGAUGACCUCGCCUCCCAGAUGAUCUAUCAGCUGGUUGCUGAGUUGGCUAAGGCUCAGCCGAUGCCUGUCCAGAGGAGAGGUAUCCACGAGGAGGCUCAGCUCGGAGGGGAGACCGCAAGAGCUCCCCAAAGCCCCACAGUAGCGAACUCAGGCAAGCUGACUUUUAAGCCAAAAGGACCUGUCCUCAUGAGGCAAACCCUACCCCCUUCGGUUUCAUUUAACAAAACAGUAAAUGCAAGGAUUGGGAAUACAGUGUACAUCACGAAGAGCACGGAGGUCAUCAAUAUACUUUGCAAUCUUAUUGCUCCCAGCAGUGAGGCCACGUAUACAUGGACCAAGGAUGGAGCCUUGCUGCAGCCGUCUGCGAAGAUCGUUUUGGAUGAAACUGGGAAGAUACAGAUAAGAAACCCUACAAGGAGAGAGCAAGGGAUAUAUGAAUGUUCCGUAGCUGAUCGUCUCGGCUCAGAUGUGGAGAGUUCAUUGGUGUUAUACGCAGAGGCACCUGUCAUCUUGUCUGUUGAAAGAAAUGUCACCAAACCAGAGCACAGCCGUCUGUCUGUUGUGGUGGGAGGCACUGUGGAGGCUGCCCUUCAGGCCACUGUGACAAUCCACUGUCCUGUAAAAGGUGUCCCUCAGCCUCAUGUCACUUGGUUGAAGAGAGGAGGAUCUCUGAGUGAUAAUGUUUCCUUGCUUUUCAAUGGAUCCCUGUUGUUGCAGAGUGUUUCCCUUGAGAACGAAGGAGCCUACCUUUGCACAGCCACCAAUGCUCUUGGGAAAGCCGUGUCAACCUCUGUGCUCCACCUGCUGGAACGAAGAGGACUGGGCAGUAAGACUGUAUUUCCUAAGGCUCAGAAAAAGCGUGUUCUCCAAGCAUCCAACGGCAGAGCAAACAGCGACAACUCAGCUGGAGAGCCCCUGCCUCAAGAGCCUUUUUGGGAACCUGGUAACUGGACGAAUUGUUCUGCCACCUGUGGCCCCUUGGGGGUCCGCCUUCAGAGGCCACGGUGUGUGAUGACCAGUGGGCAGGAAGCGAGUGAAGCCCUCUGUGGGGCUCACAGGAAGCCGCUGACUGGGUUUCAGUCCUGUAACACCCGGGAUUGCCCGGCAAGGUGGUUUACGAGUGUGUGGUCCGAGUGUUCUGUGUCUUGCGGCGAAGGAUUUCACAGUCGGCAAGUGACGUGCACCCAGACAAAAGCCAAUGGGACUGUACAGGCAGUGUCCCCAAGGGCGUGUGCUCCCAAAGAGAGGCCUCUGGGGAGAAAAUCGUGUACGCUCCGUCCGUGCACUCGACAGGCCAUCGACCCGGGAAACCAGUGUCCCGGACGCUGCAUGGGCCACACCAUGAGGAUGCAGCAACACCACACACCCUGCGCCCACAAUGGCUCCAGCUCCAACUGUGAGGACAGAAGGAGACCAGCCUUUCGGAGGAACUGCACCUCGGGGUCCUGUGAGGCAUGCUGGCGUGUGGGGCCCUGGAAGCCCUGUACAGCAGUCUGCGGCAGGGGCUUCCAGUCUCGCAAAGUCGACUGCAUCCACGUGGGGAGCUGCAAACCCGUGGCUGACAGACAUUGUGUGCGGAUGAAACCAGCGCCCUGGAGGCACUGUCUGGGGCCUUCCUGUGACAGAAACUGCACCGACACCACUCACUACUGCAUGUUCGUAAAGCACCUUAACUUGUGUUCUCUGGCUCUCUACAAACAAAGGUGCUGCCAGUCAUGCCGAGAAGGAUAAAGUUGGCAAGGUUGGCAUGCUGAUGUGUUGAGAAAGGAAAACUAUAGAGGCUCUUUCCCCCUUGUCUCUGGUUCAAACCCUUCUUCAAGUUUCUAGAGUCUGUGGUCAAGCAGAGGUGGAUUCAGAGACGGAAUCCGCUACAGUUUUGUAAAGUUAGCGUUUCCAGUGGUUGUUUUUAAUUCCGGUUCAUACAAACAAUGUAUUCUAGGAUUAGCAAAAAUGCAUCCGCAGCCAUGUCCUUGCUUGUGGGAGCACGUCAUCCCCUGUUGUGAUUUGAAGACCGGACGAAAGUGGUCCACACGGAAGACUCUGCAGCUGCGUGUUUCUCUCCAGUUGCAGAGUGUCAGCACGCGUGGGUGACAUUUACGAUUUAAGGGCUCUGGCCAGUAGCUGUUCAGAUGUUGGCACUAGUGGCAUUUUUCUAGCUCCCUAUGUUUAUUACGUGAAGAAGAGGCACUCUCCCUUAACAGCUAAUGACACCAGCCGAGCCAAGGAUUCACCGCAGAUGGCAUCUCGUCCUCGCUCUUGGAGCAUCCGUGGGGGAGAACACGGCGGACAUGGCUGCCAUUCUUCUAACUACAGAGAUCUAUCUGUGACCAAAUGAGGCAUCGAGAUCAAAGGAGAGGAAAGGCUCAGCUUUUCUACUGAUUUUGAAGUGUAGUCAAAGCUUUCUUUUCGGAGCUGUGAAUGAAGCUUUGUCUGAGCACUAUUUUCUUGCACAUAGAGAUCAGAGCCUGAUCAGAUGUAAUUUAUGCAUACAGUGAUAUUCCUGAUGAUUUUUAUUUUGCAAAGAUUAUAAGAAAGUAAUCUAAAUUAGAAACAUGAUAGUUGAAGGGAUUGUUUAUAGUAAAUAAUUGUUUAAUUGGAGGUGACUUUGUAGGUAAAUCUGACUCCAUUAGGAUUGGGCUUGAAACAACAAUUUGGGGUUUGGGACCUGGAGUUGAAAUUUGGGUUGUGCUUGGAAAGAAUUCAUCUUGGACCAGCACUCGGAUUCAGAGAAAGGAAGUCACAUUAGGGCUAAGACCAGAACUGAUUUUAAGGUUUGGGCUAGUUUAGGACAGGGUUGGGUCUCUCGGGCCAAUGUUGGUGUUCGUGACAUUGAAAUUGAUUUUGCUGCUAAAGAAGGCUCGGCAUUCAUAUUAAGUCCCAGCGCUGAUUCAGCCAGGGGGACCUUUCCAUAAUAUCUUACCAGUUACGGCUUUAGAUGCUACAAACCCCAAACCAGUGGUCCUGCUUCUUUACUCAGUGUCCCCGACGACUCGUACACGUACUGCCCACAGCCUCCUGGCACGCAGCGCAACCUUUCCUGAGGCAGAUUGUGUUUGGACCUACCUCCUGACCAACAUGUGAACAGCGCACUGUGCCUUUGGGUCUACCUGUAGAGAGGCUCGCUGGACCUCUCCGCCAUCCUCUGAGCACAGGCCUCUUCCGUUCCAGCUUCAGCCUCACUGACACUGGGAUGGACGCUGCCGUAGGUGGAGGGUUUGGCUGUCUGGAACGGACAGGGCAAAGGAAAGCGUACCCCCCAGUCUGAGCUGUUAGUCACCAAUCACAUUUGAUUGCUGAGCUUAUUAAAUUAAAAGAAAGAUAGUUUGUAAAAUACUCUGUAUAUAUUUAUUAUAUGACUCAAAGGUGCAAUAUUUUAUUUUGUACAAUAUGUAAUAAAGACAUGGGACAUAUAUUUUUCAUAUCUACAAAAUUUCUUAUUAAACUGCUUCACCUUUGUAUUUAAGGUUAAAGUGAACCAACUUUCGGUUGUUAUUGUACUUUCCUCUUGUUAACAUCAAACGGCAUUCCUGUGUACUGUAUUUUACUACUGUUUUUAUAACAUGAGAGGUAAUGUUUCCCUUUGGUGAUCCUUAAUUUAGAAAUAAAUUCACUUUGAGUAUCCAGUGGCAUCCUCAGGUGACUUCUCUGUGUUGUGCUUUUGCUAGACUUUGGAACUGUCUCCCUGCCUGUCCCCUUACAGGACAGUAGCUCCCUUAGCGAGUUUGACAUCCUCGAUUGCCCUUUGUAUGCUACAAGAUUGGGAGGUCAUAGAAAUUCACCCCGAUUCCACAGCCAAGUCCUUCAUGUCUUCUGAAUCCUACUUUUAAAAAUGGCGAUAGUGAAGGUAGUGGAAUCCCGGGAUGGAGAGUGGGCAGGUACAGAGGUAGUGCUACAUCCAUAGACAGCGGGCACACUAACGCUCCUUUAUUUAUGUAUUUGAAAGGCGUGUAGGCUCACAGCAAAUUUGAGAAAGUACUGAUUUCCAACACACGCCUUGUCUCAAAACACGAGUAAACCCGCUUCACUAGCAGUGUCCACUCUGCACCUCGGC